Molecule: messenger RNA, 699 nt
Organism: Cyanistes caeruleus (blue tit)
Lineage: Eukaryota; Metazoa; Chordata; Aves; Passeriformes; Paridae
Source: RefSeq, a predicted model, not a curated record
CGGCGGCGGCGGGGCCGGCAGCGCGAGGAUGCGCAGCCAGUGCCUGCUCGGCCUCCGCUCCUUCGUGGCCUUCGCCGCCAAACUCUGGAGCUUCGCCCUUUACCUGCUCCGGAGGCAGGUCCGGACCGUGAUCCAGUACCAGACCGUGCGCUACGACGUCCUGCCCCUGUCUCCCAUCUCCAGGAACCGCCUGAACCAGGUGAAGAGGAAGAUUCUGGUGCUGGAUUUGGACGAGACCUUGAUCCACUCCCACCACGACGGGGUCCUGAGGCCCACGGUGCGACCCGGGACCCCCCCCGACUUCAUCCUCAAGGUGGUCAUUGACAAACACCCCGUGAGGUUCUUCGUGCACAAGCGGCCGCACGUGGAUUUCUUCCUGGAGGUGGUUUCCCAGUGGUACGAGCUGGUUGUGUUCACAGCCAGCAUGGAGAUCUACGGCUGUGCCGUGGCCGAUCGGCUGGACAACAACCGCUGCAUCCUGGGCCGGCGCUACUACCGACAGCACUGCACGCUGGAGCUGGGCAGUUACAUCAAGGACCUGUCGGUGGUGCACAGCGACCUGUCCAGCAUCGUCAUCCUGGACAACUCCCCCGGGGCCUACCGCAGCCAUCCAGACAACGCCAUCCCCAUCAAGUCGUGGUUCAGCGACCCCGGGGACACGGCCCUGCUCAACCUGCUGCCCAUGCUGGACGCGCUCAG